AUGGCUGGUGAAGAACUGAACCGGGACGGGCAGCAGCAUAAAGAAGCUACCCGUCCAACCUCCCCUGCUGCCGACGCCGAGCCAUCAUCACCCACCGGCGCUCGUUACGGCUUCUCCCAAUUCUUUGACGGCAUAGGUCUCCCCGGCGGCAGCUUCAACAUCCCAUCUCUCCAGCAGGUUGUCCUCUGGUUCCAAGCUGCAAGCAUGUCUCUCGUCAAUGUUGACCUCCACGCCUUGGCCACGGGCGGCGCUGGUUACCUCGCCUCCAUCAACGCUGCCAACCUCAGCACUCCCGAGAUCUCACUGCUGUCCUACCAUUCCUCUUUCGUGGACGUUAUCGGCACCAACGCCACAGCUCGCAAGAUCGCAGACUUGGACUGGCAGGCUUUCCACGAGGGUGGUGUCUACAACAAGAAGGACAACACCAUGUACAUCUCGUCCAACUAUCAGUCUCUUGCCGACAACAUCAACAUCACGGUACUUUCCCUCGACGACCUGUCCAUCCACAGCACCCAGUUCCCAGACCUCGCCGAGGCCAACGGCGGCUCGUCGUACUACCCGCCUGGUGCCGACCAGUCCACCACACCUCCCAUGCAGGUCUGGUGCGACCAGGGUGACUUCCAGGCCUAUUCCAAGCUUCUCGCAGUGGACGUCAACACGAACAAGUCUGAGCCGCUACUCAUCAGCUUCAACGGCCGCAACUUCAGCGCCAUCAACGAUGUGAGGCAGCACCCCAUGACGGGCGACCUCUGGUUCACGGACGCCGAGUAUGGGUUUUUUCAGCACUUUCGUGUAGAGUCUCAGCUUCCAAGACAUGUUUACCGCUUCGAGCCUUCCACCGGUCUCGUCCAGGUCGUCGCCGACGGGAUCCAGCAGCCUAACGGCAUCGAGUUCUCCCCGGACUACAAGACGGCGUACAUCUCCGAUACGGGUGCGCAGCGCUUCGAGGCGAACCUCACGGGCCCGGCCACCAUUUACGCGUACGACAUUGUCGACAACAAGAGACUCGUCAACAAGCGCAUGUUCGCCUUCGCAGAUUCUGGGUUCCCCGACGGCGUGCACACCGACACCGACGGCAAUGUCUGGGCUGGUUGCGGAGACGGCGUGCACAUCUGGAACCCCGACGGCAUCCUCCUGGGCAAGAUCCACCUCGGUGAGACCUCCAACAACUUUGCGUUCGCGCCGGGCAAGGUCUUUGUGUUUUCCAACUACAGACUGUGGGUGGUUGAAGGAAUCAAGGCUCUCGGUCGGGAGGUCUGCAAGGACUUUGGCGUUGACAGCGACCCGAGAUGCCCCAAGUACUUGGGGCUUGGUGACCCAUAUGCAUAG
Molecule: messenger RNA, 1329 nt
Organism: Colletotrichum spaethianum
Lineage: Eukaryota; Fungi; Ascomycota; Sordariomycetes; Glomerellales; Glomerellaceae
Product: gluconolactonase
Exons: 1
Coding region: 1-1329 (442 amino acids)
Source: RefSeq, a predicted model, not a curated record